Messenger RNA from Chrysoperla carnea, 404 nucleotides. RefSeq lists its product as uncharacterized. The coding region runs from base 9 to 404 and encodes 131 amino acids. The record is from RefSeq and is a predicted model, not a curated record. The transcript has 2 exons. Lineage: Eukaryota; Metazoa; Arthropoda; Insecta; Neuroptera; Chrysopidae.
AUACAAAUAUGAAUAAUUAUUUCAUUGUUAUAUUAUUAUUUUCAACUAUUAUUUCGAUAACUUCUGGAAAAACAUUUUUAGAUGGAAAACGUGUAGAAGAAGAUCGAUUGGUUUAUCAUCGAUUUAUCAGAGCACCAUCAAAUCCACUACUAAAAUUAACCAGACAAGUGAUAUAUCCAGAACGAAAUAUUUAUAAACGUUUACAAGCCAAACUUGUUCAACGUUUACCAACAAUCACCCAAAUCAAUAUUACCGAUAUUGAGCCAUCACAUUACGAUAGUUAUGGAAUUGUUUCAGUAAUAGCUGGUGGUCCUGGACAUCAAUAUGUUAUUAUCGAAUUAAAAUCUGAAAUGGGACGACCAUUAAAUUAUGAAAUAACAAUUCAUGCAAUGUAUACCUAUUAG